CUAGGUGAUAGUAAAUUUUGAAAGCAUGAGCUGAGCCUGAUCUGUGAAUUUAGGAACUCCGCUAGGUAGCUGCCCGAGUGUUAAGAUCGAUUGGGAAUGUGAACUGAGCUAGGUUUGAGAAGAUGUCCAGCCAUGAUCACCACCCAACUCACUCCGGAGAUAGAGGGCCUCGUCCCCAUCAAGGGGGGCGUGGCAAGAACCAACGUCAAAAGAAGAGAGGUCACGAAAAAGGUCAAGGGAGAGCAAACGAGGGGCAGAGCGAGAUUGACGCAUUAUUCAACAAAACUUUUACAUUUCAGAAGACGGAUGAUGCCUCAUGGACAUUACCAUCUGAGGAUCAAUUAUUCUGCAGUGCUCCAGAAUCAAAUUCACAGACACAGGAUGGCUGGAAUAGGUGCUUGAGUGACCUAGGGUCAAGGUUGAGGUCAAUCCAGGGUCAUCUUAGUGACAAGGACAUUCUAGAAUGGCACGAUCAUACUUCAUCUACGCAUCGCGGUGGUAUGGUCAUGGCUGAACUCAAGACGAGGUUUCAUAUUGAACUUGGUACACAGGCUUGGUGCAAGUUUCAUGAGAUACUCGCUACUAGGCACCUAAUUCCCGACUCAAACCUGAAAUCUGGUACUCUUCAUACCCUUCAUAUUUGUGAGGCCCCAGGAGCUUUCAUCUCAAGCCUCAACCACUACAUCAAAACUCACAAAGACAAAGGUAUUACACAGUGGAAGUGGCUGGGAACAAGCCUAAACCCACACUAUGAGAUGAACACACCUGACAGUACCAUAGUGGAUGAUAGACUCAUCCUCCAGACUCCUGGUUGCUGGUAUUUUGGGGAGGAUGAUACUGGUGAUGUGAUGAGUGCCGUUAACUUAGCUGGGCUGGAAAGACUGGUGCAGGACAAGAUGAAUGGAACUGUCCAUCUCGUGACAGCGGAUGGAAGCGUGAACUGCCAAGAUGACCCGGAGCAUCAAGAACAACGAGUAUUCCCUCUCAUCUACUGCCAAGUCCUUACAGCGCUACACAUCUUAGCUCCACAAGGGACCUUACUCAUCAAGAUGUUCACCAUGUAUAACGCCAAUACAGCUUGUCUUAUGUACCUGCUCAACUGUGCUUUCAAGCAGGUGACAGUUUUAAAGCCAGUAUGUAGUAAAGCGGGAAACUCUGAGGUGUACAUCCUGUGUAGAUCAUAUAUAGGCAGAGAAAACUUACAGCCGCAACUACCAAUUCUGCUACAACACUUCGGCCCUAAUGUUGGAGAGACUCCAAUCUUCAGUCCUACCAAUCUUCCCAGCUCCUUCGUAACUCAGCUCGAGAAAUGCAGCGAGAAGUUCACCAACCAUCAGAUGGCAGCCAUUGAAGAGAAUCUGAAGCUGUAUACCAACAAGGAUCCAUCGCCACGGCAACACAUCGACGGGGUGAGGAAGCACUGUGUGGAGGUUUUCAUCAAGAGAUGUCGUUUACGGGUUGCUAGGAAACCGCAGAAACUCAUGCCAAAUUAUGGAACAAAGACUUGUUCAAUGUUUUCCAGGAACAUGCGGCAUCGCCUCCAUGGUAGCUUGGAAGAAAGAGAAGAGCUAGGACAUCGUUCAUGGAAGGAGCAGCUGAUUGCAAUCCUCAGGAGUCUGCAGGAACAAGGAUCUAAGGCUGAUCUAGGUGAAGAUGGACAGAGGGAGUCACGACCUAAGAGAAAGCGCAGUUCGUUCUCUGUUUCUGACCAAGAAUCAAGGGAGGUUGAACAAUGUGGCACCCAUCAGACAAGCCAGAUGGGUCCAAGACUGCAAGGAGCCAGAGAUGGUCAUUCUUAUUCUGGAAGAGAAUUAGGAUCAGGACAUACUGUAGACACCAUCGGUCAAGAAAUGAAAGAAGAUGACCAACAGAGCUCUGCCGCUCGGUGUCACAAUGAUGGUGGCCACUCUGAAGUCAGCAGAACUGCAAUAGACCAUAUGGAUGUGUGUGAAAAUGAUCGAAGGGUGACAGAAUUGGACCAAACUCCAUCCGCACAAACGAUUAAUUUGACAGGGAUUGACGGCAGCCAUUCUGGAGUCAGCAGAACUGCAGUAGAUCAUAUGGAUGUGUGUGAAAAUGAACAAGGGGUGACGAUAUUGGUCCAAACUCCAUCUACGCAAUCAAGGGUUAAUUUGGGAGGGAUUGUUGGUCAUGUUGCAGCAAUGGAGGUCGGAACUGAGGGAACAUCCAGCAAUAAUUCUUCUGUUGAACACUCUCACUUUGAUCAAUCCCAUAGUGCUUCAGUCAGUCAACUCAAUGUCUUUCAAACAGAGCAUGAUAGACCCUUGAAGAGUGAACAAAGUGUAGACCUAAACCCUCUCGUCUCUACAAGACACCCUGCAGCUGGAGACUGUUACCAUGAUAACUCGCUAAAAUUAUCAGAACCCAAUGGAUGUGUCAUCAGGAGAGGACAGUGUGAUGGUACCAAUGAUAAAAACUUUGGUGUUUCGACAGAUCAGGGUGAUGGCUGCCAUCAUGCCGACUCACCAGAACUGAAACAAUCGGAUGGAGAUUGUGAGGAUGGAGGCAAGAAAGAGAUUCGGCAGAAUGGAGCGCUGGGAGGUCAAAGGUCAACUAUGACUGAGUCUCAUAAUGGCACUGAAUAUGAAUUGUUCACAGUACAAAUUCCAUGGAUUGCAUCAGGAAAAUAUGAUCUAGACAGUCAAGGGUUGUGGAAAAUAGUUACAGGUCACCCAUUGAGGGCGGUGUUCAUGUCACCAUUCUGUCAGAUGCAAUUGCUGAAUAAUUGGAGGAGUGUCAGAACCAAAGCCAAGAUUCUUCAACAUUCUACUACUACACCUGAGGUCAAAGGUCAUCAUCAGUGUGACCUUUCACCCCAGGUAUUAGAGGUCAUUGAAAGUUUCAUCUCCAAGAGAGCUAUUCAGAGUUCGGAUCAAGAGGCUUGGUUCUGCUCAGGAAUGGAGGGAGAGGAGAUGGAGUUACUUUGCAGGCUUGCUGCCACCCACAAUGCUGUCAUUGGUAGCCAUAGUGACAAUGAACCUAAACAGUGGAAACUAGAAGAUCUCCAGCACUUGCUUGAAAGGGAGGCUAACAGAAGAUUCAAGUCCUUUUUCUUCAAGCUUCUCCCAUCAUACAUUGCCAACAAGACAGAACCUACAUCAGCUGAAACCGAAAUCAAGAAGCAUUUUCUCUCUGCUUGUCUACUUGCCAUGAAGGAAUUACAAACAGGUGGAUCCCUCCACAUAUGGGUUCCAGGCCUCCUCACAAGGUUCUCCGUCUGCAUGAUCUAUGGGUUAUCACAGACCUUUGAUUGUUUGACCCUAGUUAGGGGUCAAAGGUCAACUGAGUUCAAACCACCUCAAGUUCUUGUCAGCUGUAUAGGGUUUCAUCACAGUCCUCAGAUUGAAAAGAAUUUUCAGAGGGUGUAUGAGAGAAUGAAGGAACUGCAUGAAGAAGGCAGACAUGAUGUCUUGCAAUUCAUUCCAGUGCUCAGCCUGUUCAAUCCAGACUUUGACAAGGCCAUGACAAGAUUCAAUGAAAGCGUGUUACGUGACGACCUGCUACAUAUUGUGGAAGCCGAGCUUGCCUUGCUUGAUGAUCAAGUGUGAAGAUGUGAAGAUAUGUCUUCCAGGAUGGUAUAAUUUCCAUCCAUUAUCUGUUAGUAGUUUUUAAUUCCUAUGUUGGUAAACUAAAGAUUAAUUUUGAAAUUGUAAACUUUGAUGGUUACCUCAUAGGCACACACACAAGUUUAAAAUAUUUGAGUUUGGUUGAAGAUUAAAACCAAAAGAUUUCUCAUGGUUUACACUCUGUCCAUGAGUGAGAAUGGUGGGGGGCACUCACAGUCCUUAGUGUAAACGCGAUACUGAACAAACUCAAAAGUUAAUUUCCUUGUACUCCUGGGGUUCAACCACAUUGUAUCACUUCUGGUUCUGUGAUUAAGUAUCUGGUGGGACUCUCGCUCGAGAGUAUGAAAAUUGAUACGGUUUAAUAUUAAUCGGUAUGAGAGAUACCUGCCUUCACAGAUUUAUUACAGGGGACCAUCUGCUUUUUAUAAUCAGGUGGGCCAAUUUUAACCAGAAUGAGAAGAAAGAAUAUUAUGUAUGGACCAUGGGCGCCAGGGCAGAGGACUAUCCUUUGCUCAUGGGUGGGGGGAGGGAGACACCUACUUUUGCAUCCCCCCCCAAAAAAAAUGAUUAUCCUCUGCGUUGGCACCCAUGUUAUGGGUAUGUCAUAAAUAACAAAAGGUAUAUGUACAUGUAUUGCAUUACAUGUAUAGUAUUCUAGUGUGUAAUGAAAGAAAUAUUCCUAGAUUAGAUACUUUUUGAAAAUGUAGAGUUAGAGGUGUUUUGGCUCAGUAAAUAAGUCCUUGGACUUUGAACCACAAGGUCUGGGGUUCAAGUCCUAGCCAGCACUCGCAUCCUUUUGCAAGGUAUUGUAAUGCAUUUGUCACUCUCCACUCCGGUGUAGUAAAUGGGUACCCGGUAGGAAGGAAUUCCUUGAAUGCUCUAGCUUCCGACCAGGAUAGCCGUGCUAAAGCCUGGGUAAAAGUAUGCGCUGCUUAGGAGCAUUGUAUCAAGCACUGUCACUACAAUUGUCAUAAUAAUUCACAGUACCCUCUAACAGAGUAACAAGAUUUGCAUGCUGUUUCUUGAAUAUUCCCUAAAAUAUCAAUGAUAGCUCUUUGCUGGUCACUUUCAAAGUCUUUUCCCUGUAUAGAGUCGUAACAUUGGUUGUUUUAAAGUACGAAGAGUUUCCAGAUGUGCCAUGCCGUCACAUUCAAGUACCUCUAAUCUGCCUUCUUCAUGUUGAGAAAGUAUCCCUCUCCCUGCUCCAGUAAAAAUUAAAAUUGCAGAUGUGAUGGGUGAUGGACUGGAUCAUUUCAAUUAGCAAAUCUGGAUCUCCUCUACAGUGUUGUGAAGCCCACCAGAGGCGAUCGUUUUAUUGCCUGAGUCCACAAACAGAGCUCGCUGCAUCCCUUCUGUUUUUUGUUAUCAGCCGUUUUCCUAUCGAUUUAGUCAUAUGCCAGACAUCAAACUGGUGGAUGAUAUAGGGAUAAAAGCUCACUAAGCAUCUUUCGGAUUCCUGUGUGACAGUCGGUUGCCACUGUUGCUACAUUGAUGCCAACUUGUAGCAUUUUUUUCAGUGUCUGCUGACGUCCGAUCUUUUCCAUUGCAACAGAGCUUGUUGCCUCAGUGUCCUGGACAACGGACAUGUCCAGGAUCUUGUGCGUCUUAAUGUCUAUGAAUGUGUAUGUGCAAUACUUUGCAUUAUACCCUGGAGAGUCGCACCUCCCAUCGGAGAGGUCGCUGUAAUGGCUUGCUCAUGUAAUCUCAGCAACUUUUAUGCCUCUGUCUUCCAUGUCUUUCCUCUUCUACUUCUAUGUUCCUAUCAGUGUCAAUGUUCCCCUCUUUAUUCUCUGGUAUGCCAUAAAUGAGCAAGUUCUGCUUCCUGUGAUGAAGUUCAAGUAGGAUAAUUUUCUCUUUCAAAGCUGUGUCUUUUUACGAUCAAUCCCAUCUCUUAUUUGAGGAAAAGUGUUCUUUUCAAACACCUUAAUUUUAUCAGUAUUGAAACUCACAGCAGUCUCCAAAGCCUGGAUUGCCCUUCAGAGCUUAUUUGAGUUAUUUUGUUUCCACUUUGUGAUUGUGGUCAAGGACAACAAGUUGAGCACAGCCAAGCAUUGCUGUGUACCUAAAGUGAAGACGCUUCAGAGCUUAUUUGAGUUAUUUUGUUUCCAUAUUGUGCUUAUGAUCAAAGACAGUAGGCUAGGCCUUGCCAUGCAUCGAUGGGUACUUAAAGUGUAACCGCUUUGGAGUAUAUUUCAGUUAUUUUGGUUCCAUGUUGUGAUUAUGGUCAAGGACACCCAGCUGAGCACUGCCAAGCAUUUGUGGUAAGCAGUCAGCCCGCUACGGCACGAACACUGCUUGUAUUUAUCGUACACAUAUUCAGCCCGUAUGGCUCCUUGCAUACGUAAUUAGCUCACGGUAUACGGGGUGCGCUUGAAAACACAAAUAUAUUUUCAAUCAUGAAAAAUGUACUUUGUCGUCAUUUUGAAUGAACAAUAUGUCAUUUUGAAGAAAAAUGUCGGCUCUUUCACAAAAUCAAAUCAACAUUACCGUAUUUGUACUGCCAGAUGGUUAUAU
Lytechinus variegatus (green sea urchin) is the source of this 6101-nucleotide messenger RNA. RefSeq lists its product as uncharacterized. Gene Ontology annotation, molecular function: methyltransferase cap1 activity. The coding region runs from base 123 to 3569 and encodes 1148 amino acids. Gene Ontology annotation, biological process: 7-methylguanosine mRNA capping. The transcript has 16 exons. NCBI's taxonomy places the organism in Eukaryota, Metazoa, Echinodermata, Echinoidea, Temnopleuroida, Toxopneustidae. The record is from RefSeq and is a predicted model, not a curated record. Gene Ontology annotation, cellular component: cytoplasm; nucleus.